AGUAGAGCCUGGGCAAGCGACCAUGGCUGUACUGGCAUUGCUGUUCGUGCUCGUGCAAAGCCUGAUCCAGUACCCGCAGCCAGCUGGGGAUGGGCUGGAUGAGGCCGAGCACCGGCGAAUGCAGGAGCGUCAGGAGCUGCUGGACCACGAGAUGGCUCGGCUGCUGCAGGAGCUGGAGCAGCAGGAGCAGGGCUGGGGAGCCGUGCUCUUUGGUGCUCUGCAGCAGUGGCCAUUCUGGGCUCUUGCUGGAUUCCUGCUCCUCUUGGGCCUGUGGUUUAGCUGCACAAGAAGGAAACAUGAUUCAGCAGCAGUGGCAAGGAGCAGAGCUCCCGCAAGACUAUAUCAGAUAUGAGAGGACAAGAACAGGAAGGAGUCACUGUUGAUUCCAAGGAAGGUGGAGAAAACAGGGAUGUGACUGUGGAGGCUGACGACAGCAGCAGUGGAUAUGACAGAGAAGGAAGUCCUGUGGCUGCAAAUGAAGGAGAGGACGAUGAUGCCAUUGACGGCAACAGUGAUGUGAAAGUGAAGGAGGACACCAAUGUUAAGAGUGGCCUUGACUUAAAGAAAGAUGAAGGACGGAGUGAGGGGAAUAUACCAGGAGACAAUACUGCUGAAGGAAAUGAAGAUGAACCUGGCAAUGUUCUUGGAAAUAUGGAAGGCCUAAAUGAAGGAAAUGAAGGAGGAAACAAGGAUGUGCAGGUGGAGCAAGUCAAGGAUGCUGGAAAGGAAGAAGAAGGAGGUGGAAAUGAAGAAAAAUCUCGCAGUGCAAAUAUGAAGGCAAGCAACAGUGAUGAUGUAAAUGAAGGUGAAGACAAUGUAGAUCAAAAGGAAGAAUAUGCAGAUGUGAAGGUGCAGGAAAGCAGUGAUGCCAGUGAACAAAGAAACAGUGAUUGGACUGGGCAGGAAGAUAGCAGUGGUCCUGGGAAUCAAGUAGACCACAGUGGUUUUGCUGCAACUGAGGAAGAAAAUCAAGAAGUUACAAAAGAGGAUAACAGUGCUAGAAACAAGGAUGAUGUAAAUGUGGAGGGAAACCAGAAUGAAGAUAAAGAUGACGAACAAGGUAACGUGGCUGCCAGUGAAAAAGAAGGCAGUGAUGGUGGCAAGGAAGAAAGCAGCAGUGGUGGAAUUGAGGUCAGAGAAGACACCCUAGAUGUGGGCAAUGAGGAAGGCAUCCUUUUAGUGGAUUGCAUACAGUGGCCUGUGCAGGAUCUGGAGGGAGGUCGCUCAGUGACAGCUGAGCUGAUGGAGAGCCUCACGCGGGUCUUUGUGGACAGCGUGAGCAAUAGCUUCUACCCGGUGCCUCAGGAAGCCAUUGGUGUGGGCAGUGCCUUUGAGGGUUGGAUUCCUCAGGAGUGGGAUGGGGUGUACCGCGUGCUGGUCCCGCUGAAUCCCCCUCCAGGGCACGCCUUCCACCUAGAGCGGAACAGCACAGGGCAGGUGGCAGCAAGGACCUUCAGUGUCCGUGUGGAGCUGGUGUGCACGUGCAAGGGGGAGCAGCUGGGCCAGAAGCUGUUGUGCUUGCUGCACCACUCGCAGGAGGAGCUGCGGCAGGAGCGCAGCCUCCUAGAGACACUCUGCACCGGCUCCUACCUGGACGUGGAGAAAACCUCCCGCUGGUUCUACCAGUUGGUGAGAUGCUCGUGGCUGCAUGUGCCUCAGUGCUACUCAUGGCACUUGGUGUUUCAGCCCUGCAGCCGGUCCUGCCGAUUCCAGCUGAGCAGAGGCCAGAGGAGCCUGAUGGUGGAGAUGCUCUUUGGGGUGCGCCAAGGGGACUCGGACAUCUUUGUGAGCAGCCAGCCCGCCGAGGCCAGCUUCACUGAAAGCACAGCGUGGCCUGAGACGUACGCUGUGGCAGAGGUGAAGUUCUUCCGGCACGUCGCCAGACAGGUGCCGUGUGAGAACUUGCACCUGAAAUGCCUGCAGGUCUUCACGUGCAUCCUGAGGGGCACAGGAUUUUCCAGCUCCACCUGGAAGACUGUGGUCAUGCACGCGCUGACCAUCGUGCCGCUGUCCCGGUGGAGCAGGAGGGAGUUUGUGCUGCGGCUCUGGGACAUCAUGGGCUACCUGCGCUUCUGCAUGCACUGGAGACGCCUGGAUCACUUUGUGCUGGGCAACGAGAGGCUUCCUGCAGAGAUCAGCUUGCCACCAGCAAUGCGAGGGUUUGAGCCACUCAACCUCUUUGAGCACCUGAUCCGAGAUCCGGCCGCCCACACAGAGGCAAUACAAGCUUGUGAUCAGCUGCAAUUUUGCCUCUGGAUGCUGCUCUCCGGCCACUGAGAGGAGUUCCCUGCACAGAGCUUUGCUGGGGGGGCUCACACCCAAUGGCAGCCACGUGGACACUGCAUUUGUCACUGGCAAUCCUGAAGCUGCUUUCCUGCUCCUGUGGAAGGAAGAUGCUGCGGCACAUGGAUUCCUUGUGCACUCGCACAUCUGCCUUGCCCUUCACCUUCCAGUCACAACAGUGCUGUUGCGAUGUUGCUUAUGUCUACAUGGCAGAAAUUGGCUCCACCUGCACAUCCUCAUGGAAGACACUGAACUUAAUGGAGGCUACUUAGCACACCUUGCAGAGUGAAAAACCUAGCCCAUUAGGGAAUUCUUGUACUUGUUUAGUAACCUGUACUUUUAAUGGUUUUGUAAAGAUGUAGUUUAUCUCAGUAUAUGAAAGCGUAGAUAAUAGUUUUAACUCACUUUUUCAUAGGAGAACAGGUAGUCCAAGUUUCUAUAGUAGGAAUUGUCUUCAUUAUCAUUGCCUCAAAAGGUGCUUUAGGAUUGUUAGUGCAAAAUUAUUUUCCAGUUAGCAUUAGUUUCGCCAAUUGAGCUACCCUGGUAUAGUUGCCCUUCAGUAAUAUCUACGUAUAUAUGAGUGAAGAAAUAAUAAAAGGAAAAAAGUUUCUCAAAUUGCCUUAAAUAUGUCCUUAUUUUCAUUUAACCGACCAUUUCUUAAAGAAUCUCCAUCCAGUGCAGCUACCUUAAAAAUGACAAAGUGACUCAAACGGUGAUUGUGUCCAGCAGUAACUUCUAGGUAUUCCAUUUCUGUAGCAUUUUAAAGCAGGGCUAUUAAUUUUGCCUCUUGAAUUCAACCAGAAGUCAUGAUGGUCGAAACAGCUAAAAUAUUAAUUAAUCAAUCCUCCCACUCUUCUUAUAAAAGCUCUCUCUCCUCAUUCAGAGCAUGUAAAAGAAAGCUGCUGUGGCCCAUGUCAGAGAGGGAAGUGUGCUGUGGGGGCAGGAACAAGCAGCUCCCUGUGGGGAGAGCAAGCAGGAACCUCCCAGAGGAGGAUGGCUGCCAAGGGAACUUGCUGAGGUCCCUGCCUUUUGCCUCCUUUGCUGGGCAGGCACUGCCCUCACCCUCUGCCUGUGGAAGGAGGAGAACGCCCUCAAUCUCUGUGUCUCUGAGCUCACGGCCUCAGCACAGCUUGUGUGGCCUCUGGAGCAAUGCUUGGAGUCAGGGAGAAGCACGGCCUCCAGGCUUCUUGCUGCACAAUCCACCCAGGGCUGGAUUUGCCAGGGCCAGAGUUACUGCAGGUGGUUAAAGUGCGGGUCUGGCCGUGAGUUUUGAUGCAAGUGCAAGUGCUGUGUGUGAGGCCAUGCUGAGGGAGUGCUGAACAUGCAGCUGUUCAGUGCUGCCACCGAAACACUCCCAUCGAACUCUGAACUGGAGGGCAGUGUGCAGUAACACCAGGAGAUAAAGUGAAAGCAAUGUUCAGUAACAGCAAGCAUAGCCAAAUGAUCUGGAUGUAUUUCUGUUGCUGUUCCUUUAGGCCUUGGAAACAGGAGGCAGCACUGAUGAAGUAAGUGAGCAAGUCCACCUGGUUGGUAUUGCACUGUCAAUUCCUUUGUACUGUCAAUUCUUCUUUGGGAGUACCUCACCCUGCUCUGUGUGUCUCCAAAGUCUGUUAAUAUUGAUUUUCUGGUCGACGCCAUCUGGCUCUGGUAUUGCACCAGAGAUGUUCAUGCUGCUGCAGUUCAAGGUCUCUCAUCUUUUGCACAAAAGUCCUGUCCCCUUUGCUAUGGACACUGCACUCCUUAGGAAGCUGACAAAUACAUUUGAACAUAGUGAGAGAAAUGUUAAAGUGGAAGUGUGGCGAAGAUGCGUUACCAAUUUAAGAACAUCUUU
Oenanthe melanoleuca is the source of this 4114-nucleotide messenger RNA. Its product is annotated as inositol 1,4,5-trisphosphate receptor-interacting protein-like 1. The record is from RefSeq and is a predicted model, not a curated record. Gene Ontology annotation, cellular component: membrane. The transcript is spliced from 2 exons. NCBI's taxonomy places the organism in Eukaryota, Metazoa, Chordata, Aves, Passeriformes, Muscicapidae. The coding region runs from base 349 to 2277 and encodes 642 amino acids.